AUUUGGUAAUUUAUGUAUUUCCUACUUUCUGUGAUCCUCUCUCCCCUCCCAAUGCAAAAGGAUUUAAAGGGCUGGGUUGUGUAGCCUUCUUAUAUUUUCAGUCCCAAAGACGUGAGCAUUAGGUCAAGACCAACCCGGUUUUAUAAUACAACACCAUGAGUGACUCCGCCAAGGAUACCGUGUCGCCGAAGGAGAAGGAUGGAGCAGAGAAGAGAGGACGUGGGAGACCAAGAAAACACCCACAGGAGCCUAGUGGGUCUCCGACUCCUAAGCGGCCCAGAGGAAGACCAAAGGGCAGCAAGAACAAGUCCUCCACUGCCGCCAAGGGCAAAAAAGCCACGGCACCAGCAUCUGCAGGGACGAAACGCAGAGGAAGACCCAAGAAGGCGGAGAAGGAGGAGGAGCCCUCGAAGGAAUCCUCCGAGGAGGAGGAAGAGGAGGAGGAAGAACAGUAACCGUGCAACUUGCGCUACCUCAUAAUUCAAUAUGACGGCUUCCUGCCAGCCAGAUCUGGACUGAAACACUUUUACCCCAGAGCCACCCUAACCUCGCUCCUGCCAUUAACCUCUGUCCGCUCUCACACUCUCGCGCGCGCUCAAACAGGGGGGGAUUCGCACAGAACUCAUGCAUUCGACGUUUCCCCUGCGACACCACUGGAAGACACAACUAUGUAUAUCCAUACAUAUAUCACGGCAUGUAUGUAUGUAUGUAUGUAUGUGUAUAUUUGUAUAUGGGAGUCCUGUUCACUCUGGGUUAGCAUCUUAUGUCAAAUGGUAACGUCUGUGCACCAGGUAAAGGUAAUGUUGUUUUGAGUCUUUUAGGCUUAAAAUGAUUACUGUUAUAAGAUACUCUGCAUUUGACAGUUUUUAGAAGCAACAGAUCGCAGGACUUGCUUUUCUGCUUUCUGCUUUUUUCUGUAAUUCUUCUAUACAAGUAUCUGAGUCUGAGCUGGUUGGUUGGAUGUGUGAACUAUUAAUGUCAUUUUAUACUGGACAAAGGUGACUUUACCUACUCUUUGUUUUUCAUUUGGUGUGUUCAUGUGCUUUGUGUAGUUAUUCAAAAGUAAUAUUCACCUAUCACUUUACUUUCUCGAUGGAAGAGUAAUGUUUUUGCGCAAAUUGUAGUGUUUGGAUUUCUUUGCCGCAUUCUCAGUGCAACCUUUCAGAAACCCUGACCAUCGUCCCACUGUUUUUAACCUAGGUGUCCAUUCUGUCCCCUUUCCAUCCAAUUAAACAUAACCAUUUUCAUAAACAUAAUCAUAAAUCCUAAAGGUAGACCCUGUCUCGCCUGCACUUGAGUACGCUUUUAGAGAUUGCUGUGAGGCCCUAUACGCGUUGUUGUGGACAUGUUUCAACAACUAGUGGCUGUCUGUUCAAGAGUCGCCAUAGUGAACCCCCCCCCAACCCCAGCUUGUUAUAGGCCUUAGUGCCACUGACCUUUGUAUAGCUUCUGUGAGUCACAUUGUCACCCUUACUGUGUAUAGUGUGACGUUUUCAUCACUUUAAUACAGCCCUGAGCUAUGGUACGUCUCACAUAAUUACAAAACAUAGACAGACACACACAUGCGUACAGACAUACGAGCGCUCAGCAAGACCAUAGUUAGUCAUCGGGUCUGAGAACCUUGAUUGCUCUGCAUCUUGUGCAUCACAGCACAAGGGCUGACGUGUUUAAUGUCCAUCCACAUUCUGUCGGCACCUGACCCUCCCGUCAUUUUGACAAGCUGUUUGUUUCUCUUUUCUUUUGACCUGACUGUUCUUGAGUAGUUCUUUAGUUUCAUGGUUUUUCGACUAGGUGUGAAAUGGUGGACCAUUCCAUAUCUUUCAAAUCCUUACCCGCUGUAGACGUCCUCUUUAGAGUUGGCCACGGUGUACAAGUGGAUGUUCUGUUUUUUUCCACAGCAAGGCUGUAUCUCACGUUUGUGAAAUGUCUUGCCUGCUCUCUGGUUUAAAAAAAAAAAUAAGGCUUGGUAUAUUUUUUUUGUAGUGCUUCUGGAAAGGUUUUUCUUCUCCGUGUCAGGGAAAACGGAUCACAGUCCAGUGAUCUGUCCACAGAACUUAUGCUGCUACAAACUCGGACAUAAAAACCCGGAAUACUGCAAUCGGGCCUAGUGCUCUCUGGCACUGGUCUGCAAACUCAUACCUCACUUGACAACAGCUUACUUACUUAUACCAUGUUAGUUUCAGCUGGUCUCAGAACAGCCUUGGUGAGGAGUGUGCGAUGUUUCAAGUACAAUGUCUGUAUUAUGGUGUUUUUCGUUUUUAGUUCAGUAUUUUUGUCUAACAAUUUUGGACUUAAGAUGCUACGCUUUUUUUACAAAAAGGAAAAAAAAGAAACAGAAAGUGUGCACAAGCACUAUCAGCUUUUCAAGAUUUGUCCGUGGGAAUUACACACACCGUAAAUGACUGCAUCAUGUCUGUAAAACAAAUUAUUUUUGUUUGUCUUGGCUAAAUAUGUUCACAGAUUGUGGUAGUUUAGCAGUUUUGUGUUUAGUUUUAUAAUUAGAUACUGUGGUGCACUGAAACACAUUUUUUUCUGUUUGGGUUAUCAUGCGUUAAUGGUUUUACAGUGUAGUGACAACAGGCCAUGGUCUUGAUUUUGGAAAAUUGUCCCACUCUGCUCGGCACCCACCGUCUUUUAAGUUCAAGCGGUACUGUGGCCGUUGACUCGCCAUUUAAACGAGCUGUCCUUGUGCACCGACUUCAUCCAUGCAUACAGUACACCUGCACAAAAAAACUGUUUGGGAUCAGUCUUUUCAUUGUAUAAACUGUAUUUUUUAUUGUGGCCUGCAAGUUUGUAUUCCAAAAUGGUAAUAAAGUUCAAAGUUUUUAAUUGCU
Sardina pilchardus (European sardine) is the source of this 2834-nucleotide messenger RNA. It is a transcript of the gene hmga1a, whose product is annotated as high mobility group AT-hook 1a. The transcript is spliced from 5 exons. Bases 156 to 455 code for a protein of 99 amino acids. Gene Ontology annotation, biological process: regulation of DNA-templated transcription. The record is from RefSeq and is a predicted model, not a curated record. Gene Ontology annotation, cellular component: nucleus; chromatin. Lineage: Eukaryota; Metazoa; Chordata; Actinopteri; Clupeiformes; Clupeidae. Gene Ontology annotation, molecular function: transcription coregulator activity; DNA binding.